AAACUCCAAACCUUGUCAUUAUAUGGAAAGAAAUAAACCUGUAAUUAAAACUCCCACAGGUCAUUUAAAAAAAGUGUGAAUUUUUCGUUACAGUCCAACGGUAACUUGGGAGAGAGAGAACGCCUGGAACGGGUUAAAAAGAAAGACAAAUAUACAAAACGCACUCAUCCACCGUUAGAUUAGAAGUUCAUCAUCCAACGGCUAGAAAUCUAAUCCCGCUAAACAUUUGACCGUUGCCAAAUUAUGCUUUAAUGGCUCCGCUCCUCUCAUCUCUUCCCCUUUAAUCAAUCUCUCUCAUCCCUCUUCUCAUAUACUCUCAGAUUCUCUCUAAAGCUUCAUACAAUAAAGAAAAAACAGAGUCUUGAAAAACACCGACAGAGAAAAAAAGAUCAUGGCGACUAGACCUGUUCUUCGUCCUCAACCCGUUAGAGGUGAACCCAAGAACCGCCGUGCUCUUGGUGACAUAGGAAACAUCGAUUCUCUUCCCGGUGUUGAUGGAGGAAAGAUCAAUCGUCCCAUGACUCGCAACUUUCGUGCUCAGUUGCUAGAAAACGCCGCCGCCGCCGCUAAUAAAAAGGAUCCAGUUCUUGAUGGAUCUAAAGUUGUUGUUACCAAGAAACAAGAAGUUGUAAGAGCGGUUCAAAAGAAAGCAAGAGGCGGUGAUAAGCGGGAGCCAUCAAAACCUAUUGAAGUCAUUGUGAUUAGUCCUGAUACAAACGAGGUUGCAAAAGCUAAAGAGAAUAAGAAAAGUGAUGCGACUGUGUUGUCUCAUAAGAAAGUUACAUACUCUUCGGUUCUCGAUGCUCGUAGCAAGGCUGCUUCUAAAACUUUGGAUAUCGAUUCUGUCGACAAAGAUAAUGAUCUUGCUGCUGUGGAAUAUGUUGAGGAUAUAUACACUUUCUACAAAGAAGUUGAGAAUGAGAGCAAACCUCAGAUGUAUAUGCAUACACAACCUGAGAUUAAUGAGAAGAUGAGAACUAUCCUUAUAGAUUGGCUUGUAGAAGUUCACGUCAAGUUUGAUCUCUCCCCUGAGACUCUCUACCUCACUGUCAACAUCAUUGAUCGUUUCCUGUCUCUGAAACCUGUGCCUAGAAGAGAGUUACAGCUUGUAGGUAUCAGUGCUUUGCUCAUUGCUUCCAAGUACGAAGAGAUCUGGCCUCCUCAGGUUAAUGAUUUGGUAUACGUGACUGAUAACUCCUACAUCAGCAAACAGAUUCUAGUGAUGGAGAAAACCAUAUUGGCGAAUCUGGAAUGGUACUUGACAGUUCCAACACAAUAUGUGUUUCUUGUGAGGUUCAUCAAAGCUUCAGGUUCUGAUCCGAAAUUGGAGAGCAUGGCUCAUUUUCUUGCUGAGUUGGGUUUGAUGCACUACGACAGUUUGAUGUUCUGUCCUUCCAUGCUUGCUGCGUCAGCUGUCUACACAGCCAGAUGCACCUUGAACAAGACUCCUGCUUGGACUGAUACAUUGAAGUUCCACACAGGCUACUCUGAAUCUCAGCUCAUGGAUUGCUCAAAGCUUUUAGCUUUCAUUCACUCGAGUGUUGAGGAGAGCAGACUACAAGGUGUGUUUAAGAAGUAUUCAAAACUUGGAAGAGGUGCUGUUGCUUUGAUUUCACCAGCCAAGUCUCUUUUGUCGUCUGAUCCUUAAACAAGUCUUGAAUGAAGAAGUCUCCGUCUUGCAAACUCUGCA
Messenger RNA from Camelina sativa (false flax), 1690 nucleotides. RefSeq names its product cyclin-B1-3-like. NCBI's taxonomy places the organism in Eukaryota, Viridiplantae, Streptophyta, Magnoliopsida, Brassicales, Brassicaceae. Gene Ontology annotation, biological process: mitotic cell cycle phase transition. The record is from RefSeq and is a predicted model, not a curated record. Gene Ontology annotation, molecular function: cyclin-dependent protein serine/threonine kinase regulator activity.